Messenger RNA from Sclerotinia sclerotiorum 1980 UF-70, 612 nucleotides. RefSeq lists its product with no specific name. NCBI's taxonomy places the organism in Eukaryota, Fungi, Ascomycota, Leotiomycetes, Helotiales, Sclerotiniaceae. The transcript has 2 exons. The record is from RefSeq and is a predicted model, not a curated record. Bases 1 to 612 code for a protein of 203 amino acids.
AUGUUUGGUGUCAAUUGCAUUCCAGGAAAUGUCUCCAUGUUUUACAACCUUGACAUAUCGCCAUACCGGCCUUUGGAAGAGCAACAGCAGAGACUAAGAUCUGUCAUGAUAAUGAUUCAUCCAGACAAACAAAACAACAAUAACCGCGAAGUGAUAUUGAAUGCGACUUCUAUGUUCCAAAUUUUAUCACCAUAUAGAGAAAUUCUCGAAGCGGAAUUUAUCUUGGAAAGGUACAUCAAGGACGACAGGGAACAAAUACAAAAAUGGGACGAAGCACGCACGAGAAGAAUGCAACACCGUUAUGGCGGGAUGAAACCUUGGUUCUUCUCCUACAACCCUGACCCCCCCAAGUGGUUUCCAAAUUGGGCAGUCCUGGUUGAUUUCAUUCAUGGCUCCCUUCUCCGGUGCUUGUUCUUCCAGUACGUGGUUGUUGGCAAAAGCAAAGCCAGUAAGUCUAUUCGCAAUGGUAAAGCCCUGAAGAGGAGGAAGAGGAGGACGAGCAGAGCUCCUUAUGACACCCCAUCUUCGGAGAACGAAAUUGACAACACUGUCUCGAAUCAAUCAUCACAACGAACUCUCGAGAGUCCGGAAUGCACAGAUUUUGAAGCAUAG